AUUAAUAUUAGAGUCAUAGAAUCAGAGAACAGUAGAGUUUGAAGGGACCCCAAGGGUCAUCUAAGGUCCUGCAGUGUGGGAAUUCUGCCCCUGGGUGGGCUUGAACCACCAACCUUCUGAAUAACAGCCAGACACACUGACCUGUUGCACCACAGGAGGGCACAGUCCAUGUAGAACAAAUCACUUGAGAAAGUAAGUCUACCUAGCCAGUGGCGGAGGAAGAGGAGUGCAGGGGGAAUGCACUGCCCCUGGUAGUGCGAUCCCGGUGAGGUGCCAUUGCGGCUGUUCCCCCCACCUGCGCUGGGCGCUAUGCCCCCGCAGGUGGCAUGCCACGCCUCUGCGGGUGGUGUGCCAUGCCCCCAGGACAUGUACCAGCCCUGCCCCCAGUUGCUCUCCGCCCCCCAGUGCUGGAGCAUGAAGCUCCGCCACUGUACCUAGCCCCUGAAUAUACUCUUGUCGUCUGGUGGUGGUUUUGUGGACUUGUUGACACCAGUUGACUCUGGUUGAGAAGCUCAUGCAGGGUGUCAGGAUGGGCAGCAUGUCUGCUGGCAUCAGUGGCAGCAGAAUGAGUGGCUUGAGCAAGCCAGCAUGUCCAGCACUGUGUAUCUUCCUCUCAUGGCUUGUUAUGCUCCUCCUUUAAUUCCACCACCAGAGGCUGUCACUUGCAAAGGCAGAGAGGACCAUGGCUAGGUGUGGAAUGUACUGCUAUGGCAGCAGUUUCCAUUUCUGUUGUUGGCACUGCACUUGCAUGCACAGAAACUCUCUCUCUCUCUCUCUCUCUCUCUCUCUCUCUCUCUCUCACACACACACACACACACACACACUUCCAGGUAGCAGGACUUUGCUGCCCUUGGUGUACAUGCAUGUGCAAGUACAUUUAAAAAUUCUUAUGCAUUAAUAAAUAUUCACCUACAGCCAUCAGAGGGCAGUAAAGAAUAAAGAAAACUAGUCUACUCCCUGUUGCUUAAUUUAAAAAAAAAAAUAAUUUAAAGUGCUAGAGAGGUGUGGUUUUUGCCCUUAGAGAGAUUUGAUUGGCCUGAAAAAGGGAUACAUCUUAUAGGCUGAAGGGAUAUUUAUUAUAGCCUGAAACAACAGCUGGUUCAGUUUACUUUAAAAGCUGACUGCUUUGCCUACUGGAAAGGUAGCUGGGAGUUGUCCAGGUCUUUUUCUCGAGUUGGUUGUUGCCUUUUAAGGUGAGUCUAUGGAACUUUUUUGGUCUGUAAAGGUUUUGUUGUUGAAGAAGGAGACUGAUGUGUGUUUCAUCUGUGUUUACUGGCAUCAGUUUGCAAAGUAGAUUCAAGUCUCUUCCUUUAAAGCAGAAAGCUCGUUUAAGGGCGGCUUGUUUCAGUGUGGUUCCUCCUUGAAAUCUUCCCACAAAAAUUACAGAGGAAUGUGAAGAGGACAAAUUGUCUUUUAUUAAAAUUGACCGUACAAGGUUUGUAAAGCUGCUGCUUUAACUGACAUGGUUCAAAAAAGUAAACGACUAGGCUACUAGGUAGCUCACUUUGAUGGAUCAGGAAUACCAAGUACCACUGAUAGUACCAAAUGAUGUUGUCUUGUGGCUCCUUGUUUUGAUUCGCUCCCAGGUGGAGAUAGCAAAGUGAGGUUGAGGGGAAAGAUCUUUUUUCAAAGUCCUCUCCUCCGUUCACCAGGUGUUUGUUUUCCUCACUGCUGCCCUGGCAAAAUGGCAUUAACUGGUCCCCUCCCUUAUGGCAAAAGGUGCUGUUGCCACCAGAGAUGCUUAAAGUUCUAUUUCUUCUUCAUUUACUAAAGUAUCUUUCUAAUGCUCUGUAGAAUGUAGUGGGGAGGAAGUUUCCUAAAAUAUGUAUCCAAAAGAGGUUUUGAUUCAAGAGAGAAAGGGAUUUUAAUCUAGUUGAAGAAGAACGUAGCAGUUUCUCUCUGUGUCUGUGUGUCUGUGUCUGUGUGCAUGAGGAGCAUGUUGGAUUAUGGUGUACUCUUGCAUAAGUUCCACCUGCUUCUGAAGGUGCAAUUUGGAGCAUGCUUACUACAUUGAAUCUUCCAGUGAGAAUUCCUAGUGAACCUGCUUUGCAUUGGACCAUGUACUAACCCUGUGCCCAAAUGUCUGGAUCAUGAGUUGGGAUUACAUCUCUUUAAACUAAGAGGCUUUUGAGUUGCUGUUAGUUAACUUCCUCCUUAAUUUUUUUAUAGCAAUCAAGAUGAGCUGCUUCACUUUCUUGAAGGUCAUGAUGGUCUUAUUUAACCUGGCCAUUGUGGUAAGUAUUAACCCUUUUCUCCCUAGGAACGAGGUAGGUGGUCUUGUAUAAGUAUAACUUGGUGAGGCAAACCCUAUAAGAUGCCUAGUUUUUCUUUAUAGGUAACUCUACUAAAUAGGUAGUUUACCUACUUUAUAGGUAAACUCUACUAAAGGCUUGCUAGGUAACUCUACUAAAGCCCCCACUCUGCAUGUUUAAAGAUCUUGAGAGAUAAAGGCGAUAUACAUACCAUACAGUUAAAGCACAUUCAACACCCCCCCCCCAAAAAAAGAAUCCUGGGUACUGUGGUUGGCUAAGGGUGCUGGGAAUUACACCUCUGUGAGGAGUAAACCCCUGAUUAUUUUGUUUGCAGGGGCAGAAAUGUGGUUUAAACAUAUGGUGUGUACACAGCCAAAAUAUAACAUAGGCAGCAAUCCUAAGGACACUUACUUUUUAAGAAAAUAGGUUUUGCACUGUACUGCAUGCUGAUCCCCAAACAGAAGGACUGGUAACAGUCUUAGCUUGGACAAAUCUUACUUUAAGAAAUAUUAGGUUUUCUCUUUGGCAGCGUGCUUCCCGUAUAUAAUUUGUUAACAAGAUGCACGUCAUUGUUGUAACAAUUCUAGUGAUGGACAAUGGUCUUUACCUGCUGAACCCUGAUGCUACUGAAGAGUUUUAACUACAAAGAUACUGUGCCUGAGACAUACCAUAGGUACACCCUGUGUCUUAGGGCACAACCAGAUAAAGCUGGAGAUCAGUGAUACCAAACGGCUACCUUUAUGUGUUUCCCCUACAGGCCAAAUAACUGUGUGGCAGGGGAGGGAGGCUAAUUUGGGGGAAACUGCAAGGGUGAAAACUAUUUAAAAAUACAGCGUUCCCAGUUGGAUUUGCUCCUCCUUAGUUAUGGUGAAUUUAUUUAAUAUCUAUGUAAAAAAAAAAAAAAAGCCAUGAGAGAUCCAAUUGUGAAUCUCACCUAGGUGUGCCUUUUAUCUCAGGAUAAACAUCUCUAGAGUCUGUAUCACAUGACCUGCUGGCAUUUUCUGAUUCUGUGCUGGACCUGGUUUACUGUGCCUUUCAGUGUCCUGCACAUCACAUUCAAGGAAUCCAGAAUCUGUCCACCUACACAAGUUACAGCUGUUUUGGUUCACAGAUAAACCUUGUACUGAACAACAUAGAGCGGUUGCCUAAUGCGGGGCUUGGCUUGUGGGGAACGUCCUCUGACUUUGGCUGCCUCUUCAGCUGCCACACCCAUGGGGCAAACUCAUGCAGCACUGUGAUAUUCGGUUGUGGUUUAUGAUCCCAGAUGACGGGUGUGCCUUCAUGCAAUGGCAGGCCAAGCCCACAAAACGGCAAUGGGUAGCUUGAACACUAUCAUGACGCAAGCCAAAGUACUCAUUAAAAUGUAUUCUCAAGCCUCCUUCCUUGUCUCUGGACAGGCUGAGUGGGUUUUAUGGUUUCUGUGGGUGUCGUGUUGGUUUCAUGUUUGCCCUGUUAAUAGGGUUUCUACAAGCUGUGCAGCCGCCCUCCUACACACUCCGCUGGUGCCUCAAUGGCAACACUCUCAAGGAAGUCUCUGAUGUUGGCUCAAGCCAAUUCCUUUGGCAUACUCUUUGUCUUUUUUCAUCUACCUGCAAACCCACAGGAAUAGCUUCCAAGUGGCUCCCUAAAUGCACUGGGGCUCUAGCUGAAGUGAGUUCUUGUGAGGUGAUCUGCAUUAUGUAGGCUGGAGGGGAUCUAGGGCUUUAGAAAUCUGUAUGUAUGUUCGGAGCAAUAGUUCCAUGGGGUGUUGCAACAUUCUGUAAUAUGUUUGUGGUUGGACUAAAUAGGUUUUCGGCUAUUUUGUUCUAGCUAUAAGAUUGGAUUCUGCAGAAAGAGAGACUGUUGAUGGCCAAACUAGUCCUUUUGUUGGGUAAAUAGCUUAGUUAAGUGUCUACUUUGUUAGUAAGUUUGGGCCAAACUGUUGCCAUAGAAACUAGCUGGAGAUAGCUCUGGAAGUUGAGUUGAAGAACUGUCUGUCUUCCCACCUCAACCAACUGGAAGUGAUGAUCUCAGGGUCUGGGUGGGUGGCGAGAGAGAACAAUCCAGCAGUCUUGGGACUAGUGUACUGUGUAGAGUCCAAAGCCCUGGACCCUUUCCCCUCUAAAACUUAAUGGGGGAGAAAGAUCUGUUGGUGUGUUAAUUCUGUGAACCUUCCCUUUUAUUAUUAGCUAGUAUGUAAGUGUAAGCGGGUGGCGCUGUGGGUUAAACCACAGAGCCUAGGGCUUGCCGAUCAGAAGGUUGGCGGUUUGAAUCCCCAUGACGGGGUGAGCUCCUGUUGCUCGGUCCCAGCUCCUGCCAACCUAGCAGUUUGAAAGCACAUCAAAGUGCAAGUAGAUAAAUAGGUAUUGUUCUGGCAGGAAGGUAAAUGGUGUUUCCGUGUGCUGCUCUGGUUCGCCAGAAGCGGCUUAGUCAUGCUGGCCACAUGACCCGGAAGCUGUACGCCAGCUCCCUCAGCCAGUAAAGCGAGAUGAGCGCCAUGACCCCAGAGUCAUCCGCAACUGGACCUAAAGGUCAGGGGUCCCUUUACCUUUAUGUGUAAGUAAAUUUCACACCACGGAUAACACCAUUAGCUCCCAGUGACCUUUAUUCCAAAAGAACCAAAUCUGAGGGCUUGCAUUUAACUACUUUUUACUUGGAGUUGACCCCACUGAAAUUAAUGGCCAUGCCUAACUUAGGUCUAUUACUUUCCAUGGAUUUGCUAUAAAUAAAAGUUAGUUGAAUACAACCCAAAUCAUCUCAAAAGUUUUGUCCUGAAUUAGCUCCAAUUUUAAAUGAACUCCUUUGGGUUUCCCAAAGGAAGAUUAUUUACUGCCCUGAGAUCUGCAGAUGAAGGGCAAUAUACAAAUUUAAUAAAUAAUAUAAAUAACAGUAAAAUAAUACACAGGGCAGGCCAGUCCGUAAGUGCUGUCAAAUGCUGGGUUUAUAAGCAGGAAUAUUAAAAUAUAAUGAAUACAAUAGUAGACUAUGGGGGUAUAUCUUCAGUGCUUUCUUACUACGUUUGUGGGGUAGUGCAGAAGAAGAGAUCUAUGGGCAUCUAAGAAGAUCUGUUUAUAACCCUGGGGGGCUGCUGUCUACAUGGGGAAACGUCAUGUGUUGCAUCUCUGCACAUCCUCAUGAGGACUACACACAUUGUCUCUAUUUCUUCAUUGAUAGUUCGUGCCAGCUAUGCCUUCCUGGCAUCCAUUUGUAUGGUAAUCAUAUGUGGUAGUGUAUAUGCCACUUCUCUUAUCUGUAUAGGGAAGAUGUCUUCACAUGAGAGAAGUGGUCCUUAAUUCCUGCUCUCAGGAUCCAAAAUGGGCUUCUUCAACAGACUCUGGCAAGGGGACAGAGUUCUUGGAAUGGAGCAACUUCCUCUUUAAAGGGAAGAUUCAUAAAGGGGUUUUGCUGAUUCAGAGUCUUGAAAGCAGAGGAAACAAUAUCCAUUGUUGCUCUUAUCUUUACCAAGCUUCUUGGUAAAGAAUUACGUGGGAGAGGUUGACACUAUGGAUUUGGUACAUUCAGGCAGUGAGGUUGCAUGCUCAGUGACUAUGAAUGGCAUUUCCCCCUUUGCAUGAUCAUGUGGUUUCUGAGCAGAACCGUUGUACAUAUAAGCAUGGAGGGCUCUUUCCACGUGAUCAGGAACCCUGCCACCUGUUGCUUCCUGAUGAUGUGGACAGAGUCCUCUGUGUAUAUAUACACACAGCUGUAUAUAUACAAGGGCUUCUGAUGGUAUGGGGUUGGGUUCAUGUUUAAAGUAAGACCUGCUCUAAUAAAUUGCAGGUGUGGAGAAUCUCAGGCACCAUGGAGGGGGGCAAAUACAGCCCUAUAAGCCUUCUGGCCCUCAGGUGACACACUUUACUGGCCCUGCUUUGUAUCCUCCUUGAGUGUUUUUGCCUGGCUGAAAUGUGUCCUUGAAUUCUGAUAAUGCAUUUUGCUUGACUGAAUGGAGACGAAUGGGUGUGGGUAGAAACUAGCCCUCUGAAUGAAGGUAUAUUUAAUAAUCAAAAGAUAGUAAGGGAGGCGAAAGAAACAAUCGAAGAAUACUUCAAGUGGAACUUACACAAAGAAACAGCUAUAGAAACGGUCUGGGAUGCAGGAAAAGCCGUUAUGAGGGGCUUCCUAAUUCAGAAAAACAGCCAUUUAAGAAAAGAAAAAGAGAAAAAAAAGAAGAGAUUCUAAUACAGCUUAUGGAGAAUGAAAGACACCUAGCUACUAAACCAGGUGACGAGACAAUAAAGCAAAAUUUAAAAAUAUUACAAGCCGAAUUUUCUAUGAUAGUUAACCAGGAAAUUGAGUGGAAAAUUAAAAUGAUGAAACAAAAGAACUUUGAAUCAGCUAAUAAAAUAGGAAAAUUCUUGGCGUGGCAAAUAAGAGAAAGGAAAAACAAAAUACGAUCUGCAAGAUAAGGGAUGGAGAAAGGAUAGUGGAAGAGCCAAAAGAAAUAAAAAGGAUAUUUCAGACGUAUUAUAAGGAAUUGUAUAAAAGAGGAAAGGAAAUAGAUUAUGAAAUAGACCGAUACCUGGAAGAUCACCAUUUACAACAGAUUGCCAUAGAAGAGAAAGAGUUAUUAGACCAGAGGAUUACAGAAGAUGAGAUAAGGAAGGCAAUAAAAAGAUGAAAAUUGGGAAAGCGCCAGGGCCGGAUGGCCUACCAGCCAAGUACUAUAAAACAUUAAGUGAGCAAUUAUGCCCAAUUCUAUGUGAAGUGAUGAAUAAUAUUUUAAAAGAGGGAAGGAUUCCGAAUACCUGGAAGGAAGCAUAUAUUACUUUAAUACCUAAAAAAGAUGUGGAUGCCUUAGAGGUGAAGAACUAUAGGCCGAUUUCGUUAUUAAAUAACAAUUAUAAACUGUUUACGGAUAUAAUGGCAGAAAGACUAAAAAGGGUAUUAAAAAAUAGAAUUCAUAAAGAUCAAACGGGCUUCCUACCAGGAAGACAACUAAAGGAUAACGUAAGAAAUGUGAUAGAUAUUAUUGAAUACCUGGAAACUAGAAUAGAUAAACAGGCGGCCUUGAUAUUUAUCGAUGCGGAGAAGGCAUUCGAUAAUGUCUCUUGGCGCUUUCUGAUGGAAAAUUUGAAAAGGAUGGGGAUGGGAGAAAGAUUCAGAAAAGGUAUAGAGGCUAUCUAUCAUGAGCAAAAGGCAAAACUUAUAAUAAAUAAUACUACAUCAGAAUUUUUUGAUAUUUCUAAAGGGAUGAGGCAAGGCUGCCCUCUGUCCCCCCUAUUAUUUAUCUUAGUAUUGGAAGUACUUACUAAGAGGCUGAGGGAUACAGCAGAGGUUAAAGGAGUCAGGGUAGGAACUAAGGAACACAAAAUUAAAGCUUUUGCGGAUGACAUUGCUCUAACAUUAGAAGAUCCAAAGCACAGUGUAAAAGAAGCCCUACAAAAAUUGAAGAGUUUGGUGCUGUGGCAGGCUUUAAGGUCAAUAAGAAUAAGACUAAAAUACUGACUAAAAAUGUAUCUAAAGAAGAUAUAGUAGACCUAGAACAAAAAACCGGAAUUAUGACGGCAAAGAAGGUGAAGUACCUUGGAGUCUGGAUUACGGCUAAGAACAUCAAUCUAUAUAAGGAUAACUAUGAGGUCACCUGGAAGAACAUUAAGAAAGACUUAGAAAUCUGGGAGAGAAUGAGAUUAUCUUUUUUGGGGAGGAUAGCGGUUAUUAAAAUGAACGUUUUGCCUAGAAUGUUAUUUUUAUUUCAAACCAUCCCGGUACUUAAAGGUUUAAAGCAAUGUAAAGAAUGGCAAAGAGCCUUGGCGAGAUACAUCUGGCAGGGAAAAAGACCGCGAAUAAAAAUGAAAAUACUGGUAGAUAGAAAAGAAAGAGGGGGCUUCUCCCUUCCGGACUUAUGUUUAUACUAUGAGGCGGCGUGUUUAUCAUGGUUGAAAGACUGGAUAACGCUAGAAAACAGAGACAUCUUGGAUCUUGAAGGCUUCGAUAACAGGUACGGGUGGCACUCGUACCUGUGGUAUGAAAAGGUGAAAGUACAUAGAGGCUUUUUUAAACCAUAUUUUUAGAGGGCCAAUAUUCCAAGUAUGGGAAAGAAAUAAAAACCUAUUGGAAAGGAAGACACCCUGGUGGAUCUCACCAACAGAGGUGUUAACGGUCAAAAAGUUAAUAUGGAAGGGAAGAAUCCUACCUAUGAAGAACUGACUAGGAAAACGGAUCAAGGUAUAAAACUUAGACCCUAUGAAGAGAUUAAAAACUCAUUUACUGGGUGGUUGCAAUACCACCAGGUAAAUGACCUGUUAAAAGAAGAUAAAAAGAAAAUAGGAUUCGAAGAUAAAAAAUCCAAAUUCAAUGUGGAAGUUGUUGAAGGAAAGAACAAAAUACUGUCUAGAAUAUACGAUAUUUUAUUGGAGUGGUAUACAAAAGACGAGGAGGUGAAGGAGGUUAUGACUAAGUGGGCAAUAGACAUCGGCUAUAACAUCGAUUUUGAGAGAUGGCUAGAAUUAUGGAAUACUAACAUGAAGUUCACGGCAUGUAUGGCAUUAAGGGAAAAUAUGUGGAAAAUGAUAUUUAGGUGGUACCUCACACCAGUGAAACUGGCUAAGAUCUAUAGGUUAAAGAACAAAAGAUGUUGGAAAUGUGGAGAAGUAGAUGGUGACUUCUACCAUAUGUGGUGGUUAUGCAGCAAAGUGAAAGGCUUUUGGGAAUCGAUUUAUAACGAGCUUAAAAAAAAUUUUAAAUACACGUUUCCCAAAAAACCCGAAGCCUUUCUGCUAGGAAUGACAGGUAAAGAAAUCAAAAAAGAAGAUAAGGUACUAUUUUUAUAUGCCACAACAGCCGCAAGAAUCAUGUUAGCACAAAAUUGGAAAACGGACGCCAUACCUAAUAUAAGUGAUUGGCAGAUUAAAUUAACAAAUUAUGCCGAGCUCGCUAGAAUAACAGGAAGAAUAAGAGAUCAAGAUGAACAGAAAUUUCAUGAUAAUUGGAUUAAAUAUUGGAUAUAUAUUGGGACUAAACUUUAAACGACACUGGCGGGAUUGGAAUAACUCUAACAGUAAAAGGUUAUUAUGUAAAAGAGAUAAAAUACGUGAAUAUAAAGUCUAUUUGAUACUUACCAAAGGAGUGGAAGGAAGUUCAAGGCUUGGCAGAGCCUAAAAUAAAUGUAUUUAUGAUUUAUGGAAUGAAUAUAUUAUGUGUAAUUUAAGUAUUGGACUUUGUAUAAGUUUAUAUGUAUAUAUGUAUAAUACCAAUAAAAAUUUAUCAGUAAAAAAAAAAAAAAAAGAAACUAGCCCUCUGUGCGUGAUCCCGGUGGGGUGCCAUCGCGGCUGUUUCCCCCACCUGCGCUGGGCACCACACCCCUACGGGCGGCAUGCCAUGCCCCCAGGACACAUACCACGCCCUUACGGGUGGCACGCCCCACCCCCAGGACACACGCCAGCCCCACCCCUGCCUGCUCUCCCCCCCCCCCCCCGGUGCUGGAGCAUGAAGAUCCGCCACUGCCUCUGUGCAAGGGUGAAUUUUGCAUUCAUUGCCCUGCUCAUUUUUGCCUCUGGCCCUGCCCCAUCAUUGCCCCACUGCCAUAGCUGAUCUUUGGCUCUUUCACCUUUGCCAAAGGACAAAGGUGGAACGCUGCUGUCUUGACUCUUCCUCCACUUCAUUAACAAGGUCCUACCUGGAAUCUGCUCUUCAGUGUGUACUGAAUCAGUGCAAGCCCUGCCCUUUUAUUUGAGGGCAAACAAAACUGGCAGCUCCGGCCAAGGAUAAUUGCUUUGAAUGGCUUGGGACCAUUUCUGCAUGGUGCCAAAUGCAUACUUCACUUUUUUAAAUAAACAAAGGACUGGGACCAAGGCCUUGGGAGCGGGUUUUUGAUAUGACUUGCCUAGAGAGGGAAUCAGGAAGUGAACAAAGACUCUUGUUGUGUUGGGACUCUUCAACCUCUUGGCUUGCUGUAAUUCAAGAGACCUUGGAACGUUUGCAAAUAAUUCGCAAACCACUAAUGAUUAGGUAGAAGAGGGAGUUCUGGCAAAGCACACCUUGCCAUACAGGUGUAAGAAGCUGCACCUGCGGAAACAUCAUCCACACAGCUCUUAGAAGUCCUGUCUAGUUUUGACACCCUUGUUCUAAACUUAGAAUUAACCUGUCUCUCCUUAGUCGAGAGGAGAAGGCUGUGCUUCUUCAGCCACUAACAGUCCUAUACAUGUCUAGUCAGAAGUGACUCCUGCUCAGUUCAGUGGGGUUUACUCCAAAUUAAAUAGGAUUGUGACCUAACAGCAUUGCCCUUCCAGUUGCUUAUUUCAGUAUUCUAUUCCUGACAUAGGAGCCAACUAAAACUAUUUGUUGUGUGAAAAAGGGUAGGUUCCUAGCUGUUAUAGAUAUGAUAGAUGAGAUUAAAACACAAAAGUGGUGCCUGUUGAACCUCUGUUCAACAAGGUGUGUGUGACUUGUCUUUCCCACUAAGGUCCCAAUCCCUUCAGAACACCUGCACCAGUAUUUAUUUGAUGGUUGGUUUAUUAAGGGAUAUCUAUACUGCCCUUCCCCCAAAAAUGGUCACAGUGCAUUUUACAAAAUAAAAAAGGCAAUACAAAACACAGGUAUAUACCUACCGAGAGCACUGCAUAAAUAAUGUGGACAAAACCAAGGAUAUGUUGUUGUUUUUUGUAUCUCUCUCUGCUGCUUCUCCUUCCCCCAAAAGCAGUUUAUUUGUUUGAACUCCAGAAACCAGUGAACAAUGAGUUCCUACACACGUUGUCCCUCUGUACUUCACAAGAUAGAAGUGAUAUGGGAGAAUUAUGAUCAGGAUGUUCCAUUAAAAAAAAAAGCAAAUAAGCUGUCUUAAGCCACAAAUCAUAAUGGGAUUGUGGGGGGGGGGGGGCAGUAAGUUUUGCCUGUGCCACUUCUCCCAGUUGGCUAUCUACUCCACAGGGGAAAACAUAUAGACAGCCCACCCACCACUUCCAAGAUCACGGUCCUAAACUGAUCCAGGGCCUCUGUAUUGGCAGUUAAUACUUUUAAGGAUAUUCUGGUCACAUGUCCCUAGCAUAGCCUUAGGUUAUGAAAUAGAGAUUAACAACAUUCUGGUACAAUUGUAUAUGAAACAAAAGCCAAAAUUCAUGCAAACUUGAUCUGUGGACUCUUGACCCCCUGCAUCUUCAUGACUAGACAUUUUUGUUGAUGAGAACCGAGAAAAAUUAGGAAAUGCCCUGGAAUUAAUAGUUACUACUGAUAUUCCCAAUUGUUUCCCUAAGCACUCUCAGCGUUGGGGUGGCUCUUUGUUUUAUUAAUAAAAUGAAUAGGAGAAGGCUUGCACUCUUGCCAGUGAUGGCCGGCAGGCAGAAGCCUACAUUUCCUAAUGUCUUGUGAGAAGUUUCAUUCUUUUUUAAAAGAAAAAGCUUCAAAGGGCAGCUGUUGUUGUAUAGAGUCUUUUAUACGACUAAUAAUAGUUGUAAAGGUUGUUUCCACUAACCUGUCUGGUUCAGGUACAGCAAACCUGCACACCUUGUGCCUUGCCAAGUUAAAUGCAGCCCUUCAGCUAUGUAGGAUGACCUAUGAAAGUCUCAUGAAUCUCAUUUUCUGUUGCCUGCCUGGGACUGCAAAAAUGGGGUGGAGGGGAAGGUGUCUAGUGCUUCAACUUGACAGGCUACAUACAAUAUGUAGCCUAGUGAGCUGUUUGCAGCUAGGUGGGUGCCAUCUGUUGCAUAGGCCUAAAGUGUCAUAAUUAUGGGUCACUGUCUGUGUUUCCAGUACCUACAUUUUGAAAUAACUCUAUUUUCUUUCUUUCUUUCUUUCCUAGAUUGGCGGAGGAGCACUCCUGGGCAUUGGGAUCUGGGUCAGUGUUGACAGUAGCAACUUUGUCAGCACGUUUGGCCCUUUGUCCUCCAGUGUCCUGCAGUUUGUGAAUGUGGGCUACCUUCUCAUUGCCAUUGGAGCCGUCCUGUUUUUGUUGGGCUUCCUAGGAUGCUGUGGCGCUCAGAAGGAGAGCAAGUGCCUCCUCAUCAUGGUAAAAUGCAGACAUUAAGCAAUUUCCAUCUCUUGCCUGCUGCAGAUGUGUACAGUUGUGUUGCUUUAAGGAAAAGUGCUUGUUGAUAAACUUGAGCACUGAAGACAUUGGGGAAAGCUGCCCUCUUAUAGCAGGGUUGGCUAAUAUGUGGCCCUCCAGAUGAUGUUGGAGUCUCAGCUUCCAUCAGCCCCAGGCAGCAUAGCCAGUGGCCAGGAAUGAUGGGAGCUGUAGUCAACAACCAAUCUGGAAGGUGCCAGAUUGGCUACCCCUGGGUCAGACAACCUGUCUGAAUGCUUGACUCAAGAAGGAAGGGAUCCUAAGUCAUCAAAUCUUUUACCCAUAGAGAGAAUAGUGGUACUUGGAGUUGCCGUCAUGUUUCUUGAUCCCCAUUUCCUUCCUCUUCUUGCUAAGAGAAAACAGACAUGUGAAUAUUAAGCCUUCUCAUCUGAUGAGGAAGUUGUGGCUAUAUAUGUGUUCUAGAGUGAUCUGAGAAAAGUCAGAACUGCUGCACUGAGAUGAAAAUGUCUUUCAGUAUGCUGAAAGAUCUAGGAAGCCAGGCUAUGAUUUUAAGAAGUGCUUGUGUCUCUUUCUUGUGGGAGAUCCAGGUCUGUGUCUCCUCAUACUACACAAGGAAGUCCAGAGCAGUGGAAAAUCCCCACUAGAACAUGGUGCUGAUAGUCCCUCUUUGUGCCAUUUGCAAAUUCUUGAAGACUUGUAGCUAGGUAUCCUUGGAAAGGUAAGAUAGCUGUAUAGCAUACUUGUCCAAGCGAUCCAAACAGUCCUUGCCUUUUUCUUGUAUUUGACACUUUAUGGAGUGAACAAUCUGACCCUAUCCUCUCUUCCCUCCUAGUUCUUCUCAAUUGUCCUGAUCAUCUUCAUAAUAGAAGUUGCUGCUGCAGUGGUGGCCCUGGUCUACACUUCUCUUGUAAGUAACAUGGAGUAGAGGGAUGAGUAUGGAACAAGUGGCUUAGUCUUGAAGUAGCUGUCCUAGCCUGUAGAUGUUUCAGCUUCCGGCUGCUUCAAAGCAUUUGGUGUAAGUGCCUUUAUAAGUCUCAAAACACUCUCUCUUUGAGUGAUAGGCUUUCAGUAUUGGGGGAAAACAAAACAAAACACAAAACAAAACAACAAAACAAAACAAAACAAAACAAAACAAAACAAAACACACACCUUAUUUCCUAGCCUCUGCUGAAAUAAUGCUAUGCUAUUAUUUAUUUAUUCACAAUCACAUUUAGAACCUCGCCUUUCCUCCAAGUAGCUCAGGGUUGCAGACAUGGUCCUUUCCCUCCCCACUUCACCCUCACAACAAUCCUGUGAGGUAGGUUAGGCUGAGAGACCAUGACUGGCCCAGAGUCACCUGCUGAGCUUCAUGGUGGAGUGGGUACAGUAUUUUAACCCUGGUCUCCCAAGCCUUUGAACAACACUCCAACCACUGUAUCACAUGGCUCUUUUAGGGGAAGGUGUGCAGUUGAGCAAUGCUGCAAAGAGUAGUUCAAGCCAAAGUUUCUUGAAAGCAGCAAAAUCCCUACAUCAGUGUUUUUGACAUUUACAUAUCUUAAUGGUUUUUGUAUGUUGCAUUUGGGAACAUUAAAUACCUUCGUUCAAUGAAUUGGUUUUAAUUUACUUAAUGGCUUGGAACUUCUAGGUUGGGGUGGUACACAAAUCUCCAAAUAAAGGCAUAUGCGGCAAUACAAAGAGACUUUCCUAUUUAUUUAUUGAGAAAUUAAAAUUUAUACCAGGAUGAUUUUCUUGACCUAUGAGAAGAGAUGGCUGCUCCUAGUUUGGACCUUCAUCUGUCUAGAAACAAACUGGGUGUGAUGGGGCAACAACCAUGUUUGUUUUGUUUAAAUUCAUUUAAACUUUCGAUUAUUUUGCUGAUACACACAGAAUCAUGGGUCCGGCUAAUUUGCAAGAGCUUCAGGGAGAUCCUAAUUGUUAACAUCAAAAGGGAAUUAAGGGUGAAGGAAACCUGAAACAUUCUCUUCCCCCCUCCUGCAAGGGUUCUUUAACUUAAAUGUAAAUAAGAGUCAAAGACCAGCUUUGUUUGUCACGGUUUAAUAUUUGCACUUCAACCUCCCAUUUUCAGAACGAUCUGUUUUCAGUUCCUGCUUUUCCUAGCAAUAUAUCAUGUUGUUGCUGUGUGUAUCCCUGACAAAAAAAAAUUAGUUGUUAUCCACAGGUAGCAUAGCCUGAAUUCCUUGCUGGGUUGCUGGGAAUUGUAACUCUGUGAGGGGUGAACUAUAGUUCCUAGAAUUAUUUGAGGAGGAACAAUGUGCUUCCAAUGUGCUUUAAAAUUAUAGGGUGUAUGCAGCCUAAAAGUAACUGAACAGCCAUGUUUGCUCAUGUAUAAAAUGGAAGGUGACUGGGCCAAACUUUAAUAUCUUUUUUUAUCUUGUGAACCACCCUGAGAUCUUUGGAUGAAGGGCAGUGUAUAACAACAACAACUACUACUUCUACUACUACUAAAUAAUAUAAUGAGGGUAACUUCAGGCAGUUUUACCAAAAGCGAACCUGGCUAUUCUAAAGGUGAAUUGGGUGAGAGUAUGGGGGGGGGGAAUAAGGCAGGGAAGAUCUGGGGCCCUUCUUACCCCACAGCCCCAUAUCAUAAAAAGAAUGGGGCAGACAGAUAAAAAAAGAUAUUAAAGUUUGGCCUUUAAGGCAUAGGGUUUAGACCAGAAUGGCUUUUAAGGCUUAGGGGUUAAUAGGGUUGCCAUGUGUCCUCUGUUUCCAGGACAUGCCCUCCUUUUCAGGGGUAAAAUUUCUGUCCGGGUGGAUUUUUUAAAUUUGCCAAAAUGUCUCUGGCUAUACUUUCUGGAUGAGAUAUAGACAUAACAGUGGCUGAAGACUUGCUUUCCUCUUCUCUUCUCCUGUCCCCCCUCAGCAAUAUAUCGCAGCUUCUAUAGCCUACAUAUAGUAAGGGUAUUUAAAGUGAGAGUCGUCAUAGCGUCCUCUUUUUUUGCUCUUCAAAAUAUGGCAACCCUAAAUGUAUACAACCCUAAAUAUACAAAAGCUCCAAAAAUGUUGCUCUUUAGGAAAGGAAUUCAGGUUACCGUUCCCAACAGAUCUUGUUCGGGAUGUGCACUGCCUGCAAUUUGGGCUUUGCGUUUACCAGUGUGUUCUGACAUGCUGUUGUCCAUUAUCUCCCACCUCCUUCCAGGCAGAGACUAUACUUCAAGGAACAGUGACACAGUUAUUGAAAAAAGAGUAUGGGAAGUCCCCCGACCUCACUACAGUAUGGAACAAAACAAUGGAAGAUGUAAGUUGGUCCACAGAACAGCUUGGGACUAUGAAGAAUCAUUAAAGUGGCAGUGAUGAUUGAUUGUCCUUGGUAUUCUGCUUGACUUAGAUGGAAACCCAAGUGCGUUCCAGGGUUGUUUUUAUAGUAUCCUGCACGAUACCAAAGGGGACAAUGGCAUUCUUAUUCUUGGACUCAGCCUGUCUUUUAAAACUACUGGGUGUGGCUUUUAUUUGCAAUUGAUGAAGUGGGUACAAAGAGAGCAUUUAGAGAAGAGCAGUAAGAGUUUACAAGGGGUUUUAAUACAUGUCAGAAGCUGGAGAACCAAUUUUGAAGGUGAAUAGUAAUUUCAGUUCCUGAAUGUUCAGGAUAGAACUGCCCACCAGGACAGCUGAGUUUAUCAUUGCAGUGGAGCCGGCCUUAUUGGAGAAUACAUGGAGAAUAGGGAGAUACUAUAUAUACAUAAUAACUAUUGGGAGCAAGCUGGGUUGUCUGAUCCUGAAGGCUUAGUUGCCUAGAAGAAAGUUUGAGCCUAGGGUUGAGCUGAAAGGCCCAUUCCAGUGCCAUGACACAUAACAAGCAAGGGAAGAAUCUUAGUGAACUCUAGGUCCUAAUGCUUGGGCUGCUGUCCUAGUCAGAUAGCUGCAAGGGCUGCCUGUGUUAAUAUGUUGGAGGAAUGGGUAACCCUAGGAGGCAAGGCUGUUGGAUUGCUGUUUGUUUUUUUAAGCUGCAAAGUGAUCCCUCUUUCAGUAAUUCUCUUGGAAUAUUGAGUAAAUUUGUAAGUAAUCCUACUGAAGUGGCUUAAAGGUAAAGGUACCCCUGCCCGUACGGGCCAGUCGUGACCGACUCUAGGGUUGCGCGCUCAUCUCGCUCAAGAGGCCGGGAGCCGGCGCCGUCCGAAGACACUUCCAGGUCACGUGGCCAGCGUGACGAAGCUGCAACUGGUGAGCCAGCACCAGUGCUGCACACGGAAGUGCCGUUUACCUUCCCGCUAUAAAGCGGUACCUAUUUAUCUACUUGCACUUAGGGGUGCUUUCGAACUGCUAGGUGGGCAGGAGCUGGGACCGAACGACAGGAGCUCACCCCGCCGCGGGGAUUCGAACUGCCGACCUUACGAUCAGCAAGUCCUAGGCACUGAGGUUUUACCCACAGUGCCACCCGCGUCCCACACUGAAGUGGCUUAGAAAGGGUUAACUCAUGUUUUCACAUAUGAAAACACGUGAUUAUUGUCUUAAGUUGUUGUUCUCAGGACCAGAGGAACUAAAGUGUUUUGUAGACAGCGAUUGGGCAAAUUUACCAGGCAGAAAGUCAGUGCCUGGGUUAGUGUUUAAAUCUGGCAAUUCCCUAGUUGGGUAAAACUCCAGAAAACAAGGGAGUGUAGCUAAUUCUUCCACAGAGGCUGAAUAUAAUGGCAUAUCAGAUCUGUGUAAUGAAUUGGUAUGUUACGUAAAAAUUCUUACUGACAUAGGAGUCAAGUGUAUACUUCCAAUACAGGUAGCAGAAGACAAUCAAGCAACCAUUUCAAUGGCAGAGUCUGAUCAGUUUAAGGGUAGAACAAAACAUGUGGACAUAAAGUUCUGAAACGUGAGAGAAAGUGUGAAACAAAAUUUGAUACAGUUGCAAUAUUGCAGCUUUGCACAGUGGCAGUAUCAUAGCCAAUGAAGUUAAUCUGAGGCGCAAUGAUUGCUAAUUGAAAAAUAAAUACGGUAAAUAAAUAAAUAAAUAUGCAAUAAUGUGAAAGCAAAAUGGUUGUUGCUGAUGCAUUUACAAAAUCUCUUACUUUUCAGAGACAUGUUCAAUUGGUUGAAAUGUUGGGUCUUGUAGUGCAUGAUGUGUAAGCACUCUGUGUAUGUACAUUGUAUUUACAGUUUCUAGAAAGAAUGUGAGGGAGUGUUAGAGUAAGUGUGAGUCAUUCGUUUCCAGUUCUUUGCAGAUUCAUGUCUCAGAGGGGUCAUUGUUGUCUAAGUUACCACAUAGUUCUUCUCCGUCUUGAAGAAAAGGCUCUCCCAAUGAGACACUGGGACAAUUAGUUGAUUACCAGUUGCCAUUUAGGACUCUAGGAUGUAAAGGCUAUACUCUGGUGAGUUACCCCCCUUUCUCUCUCUCUCUCUUUACAUUCUCCUCUUCAGUUGAAAUGCUGUGGCCUAAUGAAUUACACAGACUUCACUGGUUCCUACUACUUUGAGAAAAACAACCAGUAUCCACCAUUCUGCUGUGGAAGUGUGCCUCGUUGCACUGAAGACGACGCCCAGGCAAAAGCUAUGCCAGUAAGAAAACAAAUAAGUGCUGUUGUUUUUCUCGCUGCAUUUUGAUGUGAAGGACGGUGAAUAGGUGGGGAAUAACCUUUGAUGACUCUUGUGUGUUGAGGGAAGAUGCUGGGUAUUUAUGAAGCCUCUGUCUUGGGGAAGUGCAUCUUGCCAUGAGGGUAACAGUUCAUCUUCCGACAAGCUGUCAAUCUCACUGCUGAGAAGCAUUCUACACAAAACUUUUGGUGAAUUCCAGCUGAACUAGAAUUUGCUGGCAGAUUUGGGGGACUUCCCAGAGUCUCUGGGGAUGAGAUUUCUGGGGAACCACAACAAAUUUUAAGUGGGUCUGUUGCAUUUCCCCUCACCACCUUUGAUGGUUGGUAGAGGACUGUACUGCUGCCCCCAAUAUGUGUAUUAAAAUGUGUGUUUUGUUUUUAAAUGGUGGGGUGUAAACAUUUUGAAAUAUAUAAUGAUGGGUGGGUGUCCUUUGGCCUUGCUCCUGGGUGUCGUCUAUGACGACUGGCCAUCUGGUGCUACUACAGUCUAAAGUUGUUGCUGACUCUGGCUAGCACCUGGAAACCUCUGCAGCUUUGCAUGUAGGUAAUACUUUUCUCCCUCUUUGCUUCCCGUGGCCUUGGUCAGUGAGUUUUGCCAAAUGAUUGAACCCACCCUCCCCCCAAAAAUCAAAGUCUUCUUGGAGCAUCUGGGUAAUUUCCCUAUGAAAUUCCUCUAAGGGGAACUAUUACUCAUUUCUGAUUUGUGUCGCUUGAUCAUGUCAAAUGGCGUUACAGUGGAUUUGACUUACUUUUUAUACUAUUUUCUUUUUCAAAAAAUUCCUAGGGCUGCUUCCCUCAGUUGCUGUCCGAAAUACGCAAGAAUGCUGGUGUAGUAGGUGGAGUUGCAGCUGGGAUCUGUGCAUUGGAGGUAGGUUGACUGAAUGGAUUUGUGCUGCUGCUGCCACCAUUCAACUGUUGUGACCUGGUGGCCACGAAAGACGAUGCUCUUUGUACUGAAGCAUUUGCCCCCAAUGAUGAGAUGUAACGGUAGAUGUUAUUGCUGGUUGUGGUUCCUAGUCAUGUACCCGGUGACCACUUGAUGAUCAAAAGGUUACCACCAUCAUAAUCCUGGCACCUUUUCUUGCUUGCAUGCCACAGGAUAUUUGAAGCUUAGGCCUAAAGAGCCACCCGUGGCUAUUCAUUCCAGAACAUGAAAUGGCAAACAACCCAUUUCACACUGGGCAGCAUGUUACUACUUCACAGUUAGAUAUAUAGUGAUGUGAAUAGUCCUGUAAGUUGCAAGAGGAGAAAGGAAUAAGCAGUGCUAGGGUAGGAAGGAACAUGUCUGCUGUUGGAUUCUUAAAGACUUGAUCCCUUACUCCAGCUCCCACACCAGGAACCUCUUCCAGGUGACUGUCAUAUUGCACAACAGAUGUGCAAGUGCUACUGUAUUGUGUGUGGAGGAGCCUGGCCUUGUCCUUGCUGGGCAGACUUCCUUGGCAUGCUGUUGGCUGCUUUUGGCCCAGGGGUGGGAGGAAAACCCAAGAAUUUUGGAGGAAGAUAUUGCUUUCUCAUAUGGUGGAAACUGGUUGUUAAUGUGUGGGCAGGAAGGGUAGCUCCUCUCAUCCUGAAUUGGACGGUUCUCUGAUCUUAAAUUGCAGGCUAGAAAUUUGAUCAAAUCUUCUCUCUUUUUAAGGCUGUGCCAGGUCUUUGUUUACAGUGUUAUCCUGCUUCCUCUUCGAUGUAAUAAGGAGCACAAGGAGCUGCCUUCACUUUCUUUAAUUCUACAGUGCCUGUGUAAAGCACUUGGGUGGGAUAUAUAGAAACUCAAGCUUUUUCUCCUCUUUCCAGGUUGCAGCAAUGGCUGUAGCGAUGUACCUUUAUUGCCGGCUGGAUGAGAAAUGACUGGGCUAGAAGGCUAGGAGGAUCGUCCUGGCAAGGGGCAAGAGAACGGCACGCAUAGCAACCUUUCCUUAACCUGUGUCCACAUCAAUCAAACAUUUCUCGGGCCUGAGGCAUGCCGUGUGAUUAAUUCUUUGACUCUACCGAGCUGGAAUCUGUAGUGUGUACAUAAAUGAAAAGUGGUUUGAUAUGAAGCUUCUGUAAUAGCACAAGCAGCUUUUAUAUUGAAAGCCGGUAAUAAUUGAAUCCAAGACGGGGGGUGGGGUGGGGAGAAAAACCAGCAGUGUUUCUGCCUUCUAAAUACGGUCUCUGCCACAGUAGAGUUGAGGGGGCUUUCCGCUGGCUUUGAUACCUGCCAUCCUGAAAUACUCUCUAGGAGAGUAAAUGGCCCAGAAUGCUGCUGGUGGCUUUCAAAGGCUCCGGUUGCAUUCAUUUGCAAAUAAUAAGACUCCCAUCUCCAUGGAGUAUAAAUGGGAACCAACAUGGCCUUUAUUCCACAACACAAAAUACCAGCACAACACAGGAGACUAGCGAAGACCCAUAUGCUGCUGUAAAUGGCUGGGAGAAAAGCUGCAUGGGUAUGAAGAAUGGUGAUAUGAUACUUCCAGUGCUUUUCUCUAUGGGGACGGAGGGGGACACGUACCCCUAAACGUUUUGCAUUGUCCUGACUGACCGAUGGACAGAUCGACAUGCCAGCUGUCUCCGCAGUAGCAGUGCGGACUGGAGCUCCAUCAUUCUCCCUGCCAGUGCCCAGGGAGGGAAGUCUGGGGGCGGCCGCGGUGGAGGCGAUGGUGCUGCUCCUCCUCCUCCUUUUGCCGGGUUAGAGCCAGCCUGUGAGCACUCGCCCCUCCUUGCUGAAGCCGACCCCUAUGUCGCCGGGGGCCUUCCAGUCCUCUCAGUGCCACCACCUCAAGUCCCUUGUCUGGGGGCUGUUGGGAGGAAGGGGGUGAGUAGGAGGGGGAGCAGCCAAAACAAGAGUACCCCUAAACCUGUACCAAAACCUGUAUGGGUGUCUGGUUGAGCUGGCUCUACCUGAAGGAGCCCCCCCAUAGAACUUUUCUCUGUUGUAUAUUGACUUAGCCCUUUAUUUUUGUACACUUUGUGGAUACAAUUUAAUUUAUAAUCUAACUACAAAAUCAUUUUGUUUUGCAUGUUUGACUAUUGCAAUAAAAUCUACUAUUUAAUUAUA
Messenger RNA from Podarcis lilfordi (Lilford's wall lizard), 20736 nucleotides. The record is from the annotation of a GenBank genome assembly. Lineage: Eukaryota; Metazoa; Chordata; Lepidosauria; Squamata; Lacertidae.